Messenger RNA from Stylophora pistillata, 5842 nucleotides. RefSeq names its product complement C3-like. NCBI's taxonomy places the organism in Eukaryota, Metazoa, Cnidaria, Anthozoa, Scleractinia, Pocilloporidae. Gene Ontology annotation, cellular component: extracellular region. Gene Ontology annotation, molecular function: protein binding; endopeptidase inhibitor activity. The record is from RefSeq and is a predicted model, not a curated record.
ACAGCAUUGCAGGAAGGAGUUUCAUUAUUCCAAAGCUUUGCUGAAAGGAUGGCGAAGCUUGUCGGUGCAACGCUGCGAAUAACGGUACUUCUACUUGCGUUGGGUUGUAUAGCAGCCAAAAGGUUUUCUAUAAUGGCUCCAAAUGUGUUUCACAUUGGUGUCCAAGAGAAGGUAUCAGUGACGGUGUUCGACGCACCACAACUGGUAACAGUGAAGUUGUAUCUACAGGACUAUCCACACAGACGAAAGACAUUCUCAGAAGUACAAGGAGUUGUUUCAAACGAUAACAGCGUUUUUCUGCCUGUAAAGGUGAAUCCGCAAGACCUUUCAGAUCCCAACUCUGUUGAUAAACAGUAUGUUUAUCUGAUUGCAAAGUCAGACGAUGGCCACUUUCAGUUUCACAAAGAAGCAAAGAUUCUUUUGAGUUACAAAGACGGCGUGGUAUUCAUACAGACCGACAAACCCAUCUACACACCGAGACAGAGUGUGAAAAUCAGAGUGAUGCCGCUCGAGUUUGAUAUGAAGCCAUCAAGGCGGAAGAUUACCGUGGUAGUUAUGAAUCCACAGGGUGUCCGUGUACAACAGUGGAAAGACUUGGAUACCACUACAGGUAUCAUAUCAAAAAGACUCGAACUGGGCGACUUUGUACUCCAUGGUAAUUGGACCAUAACAGCCGUUUACGGUCACCAGAACAUCCACAACACUUCUGUGCAGUUUGAAGUGAAAGAAUAUGUGCUUCCCAAGUUCUCGGUGAAACUCACAGUGCCACCUUACAUACUGAAAACUGAUAAUGAAUUCACGAUCAAUAUUACUGCAAGGUACACAUAUGGGAAACCUGUCCUGGCAAAUGCUAAAUAUUCUUUGUCUAUAGUGGGUCUUGAUGGUCAAACUAUAAUGUUUGAUUCGCAAACCAUCAUGCUCCACAGCAGUGGGGUUACUACUGUACCACGACGGGUCCAGAUGAUCCGAGACCUCCCUGGGAAAAUCUGGUUCCCGUUGCAAGCCAGACUUCUGGUUCAGGUUGAUGUUGUUGAGUUGGUGACAGGUAACACGGCAACAGUUGAGGAUAGGACGUGCCAAUUUACAUCAAGCCCUUACCGCAUUGCCUUCAAAAACACGCCAAGAUACUUUAAACCGGGAUUGCGGUAUGUAGUGAAGGCUUUGGUUACCUAUCCCAACAAAAAGCCAGCUAAGAAUGUUCCAAUGCUGAUUUCUGCCCAAGGGAUAAAAGGCGAUGCUAAAAAUGAUUUGAGGAGAGAGGAUCGAGACCCCAAUUCAGUAGACUUAACAGAUGAAAAUGGAGAGGUUGAGUUUGUGGUGGAUGCUUGUUUAGACUGUGACGAAAUUCAUAUUAAGGUUAAAACGGACAACCAGAAACUAACUCCUGAACAGAAUGCGGUGGCCAAUAAGGUGGUGACCCCAUUUGACGCAGAAAACGGACCGCUGAUUAUGGUGCGCCAGCUGACACAUGGAAAGGUUGGCCGUAAAAUACAGUGUGAAAGUUACCGAGACCGCAACGACGCUGCUGCUAAACUUUCGUUUGCGGUUGUGUCUCGUGGACGAAUUAUAUCUCACAACACAACAAACAAUUUUGACGGCAUGUUUAAAAGUUGGUCGUUCCGUGUCACUCCUGAAAUGUCACCAUCAGCGCGUCUGAUUGGUUAUUACAUUGACAGCAACGAACGAGUUGUAGCUGACAGCAUUUUGCUCAGAAUUGAUGACAAACUUCCCACCGAGGUCGAAUUUCCAGAUGCAUGGCAGCAGCAGUCCGACGGGAGUUUGGUGCAACUCAACGAAGUGGAACAACUCCCGGGGAAUCAUUACCGACUGCUAGUCAGGGCCCCACAAGGGACACGUCUGGGUCUUCUUAGUGUGGACCAAAGCGUGUACCUUUUGAGGAACGAGAACAGACUCACUAAGGAAAGGAUUUUCAAGGCCAUGGAGUGACUUGAUCUUGGUUGUGGUGUAGGAGGAGGAAGGAACAACAAAGACAUUUUUAAGAAUGCUGGUAUUGUCCUAAUGACUGAGAACUUUGUGAGUGACGGGAGAGAAGAUUACGGUUGCGACCACAAGAAUGCUCGGAAGAAGAGGAGUGCAAGCAAAGAAGAUUGCAGCAAAUCCUGUAAAUUGGGUCAAGAGCCCGACGAGGAUGGUAGAACAUGUGCGAGGCGCGCCGUGGAGGACUAUUCGGAACUUUCGCCCACUUGUAGAAAGGCGUUCUGGGAUUGCUGUAAAAAAAAAUUUGGUGCAGAAGAUUCUGCCCUUCUAGCAAGAAAUCUUGACCUCGGCGAUGGCUUUGAUCAAAGUGAAGAAGAAAUCCUCUCUCAAACUCAAGUGAGAUCUUUCUUCCCGGAAACCUGGAUCUACGACGAGAAAGUUGUUGGCUCGGAUGGAGUGAUUCAGAUGGGUGUCACCAUACCCGACACCAUAACCACGUGGGUGAUGCAGGCUGUGGCAAUCAACAACAGAACUGGACUGGGACUAGCCACACCUCUGAGGAUUUUGGCAUGGCGUGAAAUAUUUCUCUCUCUGAAGUUACCAUAUUCAGUCAAAAGAGGAGAGCAAAUAUCCAUACUGGCAACAGUUUUCAACUACCAUGACCAAGAGUUGACGGCAAAAAUUUACCUCAAGGGCGACAAAGAUUUUUGUUCGAUUGCUGCUGAUGGUAAGCGUGGUCUGAUUGGAACAGUUAAAAUUCCACCUAGCGAUGCUCGCUCGGUGGCCGUGCCAAUUGUUCCUAAGAGAAUUGGAGAAAUCUCCAUUGAGGUCUCAGCCAUCCUAGCAGGCGAAAUUGAUGGAUUUAUGUUCAACCAAGGUGGAGAUUCCGUGAGAAGAAAACUUCUCGUUGUGCCGGAAGGAAAGGAAACUCGAAAAACGCAAUCCUUUGUAUUGGAUCCAAAUGGAAACCUAAACGACGGUCCUAAAAAUGGAGAUCACAGCCAAAACAAACCAACAGCUGCACCUUUCCAGAGUCAAUCGCAUGUGGAUGGUAACGGCCAGCAUGAUAUUAUCAAGUUGGAUUUUCCAAAGAAAGCCAUUCCUGGUUCAGUCGGUGCAAUGGUUUACGUGACAGGAAACCUUCUUGGUCCAGUUGUUAACACUACUAUUGAGGGAGGUCUGGAGAGAUUUAUCGGACAACCUACUGGUUGUGGAGAGCAAACUAUGAUCGGGCUUGCACCGAACGUCUACGUCUUAAAAUAUCUGAUGCACACCAAUCAGCUGACUGGUGCAAACGAAGCAAAUGCUUAUCGAUUCAUUCAAUCAGGCUAUGAAAGAGAAUUGAACUAUCGUCGAAGUGAUAUGUCGUUCAGCGCAUUUGCCAGCCGACCUGGAAGUACAUGGCUGACCGCUUUUGUAAUGAGAGUAUUCUGUGAGGCUCAGCAAUUUGCAGGAGUCAACAUUGAUGAAGAAAUGGUUUGUCGGUCUGUUGGUUGGCUAACGAAUAACCAGCGGGGAGAUGGGGCCUUGCCCGAAGUCCACGCGGUCAUUCAUAGAGAGAUGGUGGGAGGUGUUUACACAGAGGGAGAUGUUGCCAUGACAGCCUUUGUUUUAACUGCCCUGGCGGAAUGCAAAUGCUCAGUAGUGGCCUCAACAGCCUCCAUAAUUCGCGCAACAGACUACUUGGAGAAGCAGUACAAAAACUUGAACAGACCUUACAGUAUGGCUCUCACAGCAUAUGCUCUGGCAUUGGUGAAUAGCAAAGAAAAGUUCAAUGCCAACGACCGCCUGGUACAAAGAGCCAUGUAUGACAAUGCUAAAAAGUCUCGUUACUGGAAUACUGGUGGCAACGCACUGGAUGUGGAGACCGCUGGAUAUGCGCUGAUGACUCAAGUCCUUCUCGGACGCACAGGUUACGCAGGUCCUAUUGUCACCUACAUGACUAGUCAGAGGCAGGGCGGUGCUGGAUUCGUGUCUACUCAGGAUACAGUGGUCGCUCUUCAAGCUCUGGCUAUGUACAGCGAACAGACCGCAGGUAACAACUUGGAUAUGAGAGUGAAAUUGUCAUCAGAAGUGGAUGGUGACUGGAAACCAGCGCCGGUGCGCAUCACGUCAGAUAAUGCGCUGCUGCGGAGACAAUUUGAUAUCAAGGAUCUCCUUGGGGGAAAUCUCUUUGUUGACACUCAAGGAAGCGGAGUAGGAAUGCUGGAGGUUGAAGUUCGUUACAACGUUCCUUCAACACGCGGCGAGAUUUGUAAGUUUGACCUAAACGUGACGGUUAAAGAAAUUAAAGAACCUCAAGUUGGCAAUCUGUUUGGUCCUGUGCAAGAUGAAGCUGAGGAAGAUGAAGGGCAAGAUAAAAAGAAUCAGAAGGGAAAAGGAGGAAUUAAACGAUGUAAGAAACUAAAAGGCAAGAAAGCGAGAAGAAAGUGCAGAAAAGAGGAGAAAAGAAAGGAGAAGGAAAGAAAGGAAAAAGAAAAGAAAAAGAAUAAGAAUAAAAACAACAAAAGGCCACCACCUAAACAUCAGCCCGUGCAGAGCAUUCACUUGAAAAUAUGCACUCGAUACAAGGAGAACGGUAAUAUUGGAAUGUCCAUUAUGGAUAUUGGAAUUUUGACUGGAUUUAAACCCGAUCAGAACUCAUUGAAUAAGUUGAAGGAUAUGGGUGAAGUGGAUAAACUUGAGGUUUCACACACCUCACUGGUUGUUUACCUCAGUGAGAUUCGCAAUGACCGUCCUCUGUGUGUAGAUGUUCGGUUUGAUAGAGAAUAUUAUGUGGGAGUCGUGCAAGCGGUACCGGUGAAUGUAUACGACUACUACGAACCAGAUCAAUCUUGCGGCAAGUUUUAUGGACCUGACAAGCACAGCCCGUUACAGUUAGGAGUUUGUGAACUUGGCUCGAGAUCGUGCAAAUGCACCCAAGAUGAAUGUGCUCAAGAAGAUCCUCCUAUUGGCAAUGUGGACAAGCUGAUUGAUGACGCUUGUCGCAAUUACAAUUACGUUAUAAAAGGAAAGGUUUUGUUGAUCGAUGAAGAAGGUAGUAUGCUCAGCUACGUAGUCGAGGUUUUGCAAGUUAUUCAACAAGGCCACAAGGACUUAAAGGUUAAAGAGAGGAUCGAGCUUAAGAAACGUGGAUCGUGCCAGAGUCCCGAUAUGAAGGAAGAUAAAGAGUAUUUGAUCAUGGGAUUGGAUAAAGGAGGCAGGUAUCAGCUGGACAAGACCGCGUUUGUUAAACUGUGGCCAGAGAAGCGUAAUCUCAACAAGGACAUCUUGGAAGAUUUUGCUCAAAGAUAUGCCUGUCCUUAGUUUUUUUAUCGAUUUUUGCCAUUUUGAUUUGUUUUCCGCACAUUUUGCUAGCUUGCUAAACUUGCACAUUUUAUUAGUUCCCAAUUGCUGCAAGCAGCAUAAAUAGAGAAGUUUACUUGAUGCAGUUGCCUUAGUUUUGCAGACUAAAUAAGUUUCUUGCUGGCGUUAACAAGUGAGUUAUUUUUAAGCAUAAAAAACCUUCAAAGGUAUACGUAGUUUGUAUUUAGUUUCAAUGAGCAAUAGCAGAUAAUUUGGCCGAUUUCAUGUUCAUUUAUACGUCUUGGAAGCAGCUGAAACGAAGAAAACUAGAAAGAGUUUCAUAAGAUGUUUUUUAUCAUUAUUUCUAGAGAAAUUAUUUGGGAAUAUAACAAAUAUUUUAAAUCAAACCUGUCUAGUAAAGAAAGCGGGUUUUAUUUGAGAUUCUUAAUGCCCCAAGAAGUGUAGAGAAAUCAAACAGACAAACAAAAAGAGAGAAAUAGAAAACUAUUUGGCCAGUAUCCAGCUAUUUGACUUUUUCAUAAUUAGUCGAUAACGCAUAACUUCAUUAAGGAAAAUAUUAGUUUUGAAAUGUUGAAUAAACUAAGUGCAUUAAUUCUUA